Molecule: messenger RNA, 6689 nt
Organism: Myotis brandtii (Brandt's bat)
Lineage: Eukaryota; Metazoa; Chordata; Mammalia; Chiroptera; Vespertilionidae
Gene: SPECC1
Product: sperm antigen with calponin homology and coiled-coil domains 1
Exons: 16
Coding region: 71-3448 (1125 amino acids)
Biological process (GO): actin cytoskeleton organization
Cellular component (GO): filamentous actin; cytoskeleton; microtubule organizing center
Molecular function (GO): protein binding
Source: RefSeq, a predicted model, not a curated record
UAGGCUGGUCUGUGUGCGAGAAGAGUACUUUCUGCCAGCCUGGCACAUCUGUCUGGCUUCUGCCACUGACAUGGAUUUAAUCGCUCCAUCACCGAGUGUUGUUGCUUCAUGGGGUGGAGCGCCCUCCACCGGACAUAAGAGACAGACCCACUCGGCAAACAUGAGGAGCGCAGCCAAGCCCUGGAGUCCAGUCACCAAAGUGGGGAGCCAUGGGAGUGAGCGCGCGAGGCCCCUUCCCACAGCCUCCUCUGGCAUGAAGAGUUCUAAGUCUUCAACCUCGCUGGCGUGUGAGUCCCAGCUCAGCAAGCUCAAGAGGGCCAGCAGCGAGGACAUGCUCAACAAGCCGGGAAGUGCCACCGCUUCCGCGGUAGUUCGACUGAAAAAGACUUCGACAGCCGGAACCAUCUCCGAGCUCACUGAGAGCCGCCUGAGGAGCCACCCAGGGUCUGUGACAGCAACCAAACGGACAGGCAUUCCAGCUCCUCGAGAACUUUCGGCAACUAUCUCAAGAGAGAGAACUGUGCCACGUGGUCCCACCAACCCAAAGAAAUCAGUGUCUAGUCCAACUUCUUCCAGCACACCCACCCCUACCAAGCACCAGAGGACCACUUCCACAAGACCCAGGCCAGAGAAUGAAGGGGGAGAAAAGGCUGUGCUCGAGUCCCAAGUUCGGGAGCUUUUGGCAGAGGCCAAAGCAAAAGAUAGUGAAAUUAACAGGCUUCGAAGUGAACUAAAGAAAUGCAGGGAGAAAAGGACUCUGAACACUGCAGGAACCGACACUUUGGACCCAAAGAUGGAUGGAACAUCAGUCUCAGCAGGUGACUCUGAACCGUUGAUACAAGCUCUUGAGGAGAAGAACAAGAAUUUCCAGAAAGAGCUUGCCGAUCUAGAGGAAGAAAACCGGGCCUUGAAGGAGAAACUGAGUUAUUUUGAGCAUUCACCAAAUUCAGAAGGGGGGUCCAGUCACACUGCUGAUAGCAGCUGUCCAACAUCCCUCACCCAAGAGUCAAGCUUCGGAAGCCCGACUGGGAAUCAGGUGUCAGGUGAAGUAGAUGAAUAUAAAAAACACACACCCCAAAACGUAUUACGGACGUCGGGCUCUUCAAGUAGCGAUGUUACCAAAGCUUCUUUGUCACCGGAUGCCUCCGAUUUUGAGCACAUCACAGCAGACACCCCCUCUCGGCCCCUGUCUUCCACGAGCAACCCCUUUAGGAGUUCGAAGUGUUCUACCACUGGGAGUUCCCCUAACAAUGCGAGUGAACUGUCCCUGGCCUCCCUUACGGAGAAGAUACAAAAGAUGGAAGAAAACCAUCAUAGCACAGCAGAAGAACUGCAGGCUACUUUACAGGAAUUAUCAGACCAGCAACAAAUGGUGCAGGAAUUGACAGCCGAAAAUGAGAAGCUGGUGGAUGAGAAGACGAUUUUGGAAACUUCCUUUCAUCAGCAUCGAGAGAGGGCAGAGCAGCUCAGUCAUGAGAAUGAGAAGCUGAUAAAUCUCUUACAAGAGCGAGUGAAGAAGGAGGAGCCCAGCACGCAAGAAGGAAAGGUCCUGGAGCUGGAGCAGAAGUGCACAGAAAUCCUGGAGCAGGGCCGCUGCGAAAGGGAGAAACUGCUCAGCAUUCAGCAGCAGCUGACCUGCAGCCUGCGGAAGGCUGAGGAGGAAAAUCAAGGGGCUUUAGAGAUGAUCCAACACCUGAAGGAAGAGAACGAAAAACUGAACGGGUUUCUAGAACUGGAACGGCAGAACAGUAGUGUGAUGGCCCAAACUCUGGAAGAGUGUACAGUUACCUUGGAAGGGCUGAAGAUUGAAAAUGGGUCUUUGAAGGCUUAUUUGGAGAAUGAGAAGCAAAAAGCUAUAGAGACCAGUUCUAUGGGGCAGACGGCAGAGGGCUGUGAAAUUCAAGAAAUGUUGAAAGUAGCUCGAGCUGAGAAAGAUCAGCUGGAACUGUCUUGCACUGAGCUCAAACAAGAAUUACUAAAGGCACAUGGUGAAAUUAAACAUGUUUCAAGUCUACUAGCCAAGGUGGAGAAGGAUUAUUCUUACUUGAAGGAGAUAUGUGAUCAUCAAGCGGAACAGCUGAGCAGAACCAGCCUAAAACUACAAGAGAAAGCAUCAGAGAGUGAUGCAGAGAUUAAAGACAUGAAGGAAACCAUAUUUGAAUUGGAAGAUCAGGUGGAACAGCAUCGAGCUGUUAAGUUACAUAAUAAUCAACUCAUCAGUGAGCUAGAAAGCAGUGUGAUGAAGCUGGAGGAACAGAAAGCAGACCUGGAGAGGCAGCUGAAGACUCUGACUAAGCAGAUAAAGGAGGAAACCGAGGAGUGGAGGCGCUUCCAGGCAGACCUGCAGACGGCAGUGGUGGUGGCCAAUGACAUCAAGUGUGAGGCCCAGCAGGAGCUGCGCACUGUGAAGAGGAGGCUGCUGGAGGAAGAGGAGAAGAACUCGAGGCUGCAGAAGGAGCUGGGGGACAUGCAGGGCCACGGCAGACCUGUGCGUGCGGAGUCGGAGCCCGAGGCUGAUGCCCCCGGCCGCUGGCCCGGCGUCUUUGUCAGCAGAGCCUCCACAGCGCCUUUGGAGCCCGCGACCACCGUGAAGUCCCUUAUCAAGUCCUUUGACUUGGGACACCCAGGUGGAGCUGGACAGAAUGUUUCUGUCCAUAAGCCCCCGAGAAGCCCCUUGAGCGGAAUACCAGUGAGGACGGCCCCGGCGGCCGCUGUUUCUCCAAUGCAGAGGCACUCAACCUACAGCGGCGUUCGCCCAGCCAGCAAAGGAGUGGCCCAGCGCUUGGACCUUCCCGACCUUCCCCUCUCAGGUCUUCUAAAGGGAAGAGCUGACGACCUGAAGCCGGACCCUUACCUCCGCAAGAGCCCCUCCCUGGAGUCGCUGAGCAGACCCCCGGCCCUGGGCUUCGGAAGCACGAGGCUGCUGAGCACGUCCACCGGGGGCUUGAGGCCACACAGCAAACUCAGUGUUUGCUAUUAUAAGAAGUGCUGCUGUUGUUACCAGAGAUUGGACUUCAGUUCAGGAACCUCGGUACUUGAGUUCUGGCUAAGAAAGAAUUCAGAGCCAAGACUCAAACUUGUGGAAAGAAGAGACCCUCUGGCUGCGCUGGCCCGGGAGUACGGCGGCUCGAAGCGCAAUGCUCUGCUGAAAUGGUGCCAGAAGAAGACAGAAGGCUACGCGAACAUCGACAUCACCAACUUCAGCAGCAGCUGGAGCGACGGCCUGGCCUUCUGCGCGCUCCUCCACACCUACCUGCCUGCCCACAUCCCGUACCAGGAGCUGAGCAGUCAGGAGAAGAAAAGGAAUCUCUUGUUGGCAUUUGAAGCAGCCGAAAGUGUCGGCAUUAAGCCCAGCCUGGAGCUCAGCGAGAUGCUGCACACAGACCGGCCGGACUGGCAGAGCGUCAUGCAGUAUGUCGCCCAGAUCUACAAGUACUUCGAGACCUAAGCCUGCGGGGCCCGCCAGCCGCCACCUGCCAUCAUCCCGGAAGCCCCGGUCAUUCCACAGGCCCUGCUCUCACGUCCAGGGCCUGGCUGCUGGGUUUCAAAGGAAGGUUCCAUCCAGGGGUCCAGCUGAUAAAUGAGACAGAGCUGGCUCCACCGUGCACCCACCUUGAAUUGAGAUGCAUUUGGGGUGUUGGUUGGGGAAGCUUUGCUCUCCCAGGGCCUCCCUCCUUCCAGACCCAGGAGACCCCAGGGUGGCAUGUGCAGCUGUGUGGCCUCCCCUGGAGCCGCCCUGAGAUUCACAGGGACAGCCGGCACUUCCUGCCAGUCCCCUCGUUACCAGCGUCCCGGCUUUGGCCUUUAAAAAAACCUUGCCCUUCUACCCACCCACCCCCUCCAAAAACACCCAACAAAAGAUAAGCAUUUGCUCUCAAGCAGCCUGGAACACGUGAACCCUGCCGUCUGGGGUACGCUUAUGGUCUAGGUAACAGCGGCACAGCUAGGACUUGGUCACAGUUUGAGACCACUGUCCUGCACAUGCUGUGUGGAUGGAAGAUGGGCAUGGGAGAAUGAGAAGGAGCCCCUGGGUAGUUCGCUUCACUGUCCCUGUGGGGGCCUCCAGGUGGGAGCCUGGCUCUCUGGGUGGCGGUGCAGGUGGGAGCCUGGCUCUCCGGGCGGCGGUGCAGGUGGGAGCCUGGCUCUCCGGGCGGCGGUGCAGGUGGGAGCCUGGCUCUCUGGGUGGCGGUGCUGGGACUGGGUCACUCGCAGCUGCCUGUGCUCAUGCCGAAGGGAAGCUGCAGUGACUUCGCCUCCUCCAUCUGUCCUCCCAUUUGCUCCACUCCCAUUCUCGCCCACACACGCUUGUCCCAUGUGCAGAAUGAACCGACAGGAAGCCACUCGUGUGAAAUCCCUGUGUCUGCUGGGGUUUGGGGUAUUUGUGCAGUGAAACAGCCUACGGGUGUAUUUCUUGGGAUACUGGGCAGACAGCAAAUUUAAACAUUUCAACUUUAGACUUGUUUAGCAUUUAGUACUUCAGCUGGCAACAAGGAUGGGCAGAGGUGGAAAUGCAGUUUCUCUGCUAUUCUGGGGUCACUCUAAGUGACAGCAGAGCCCCCUCGAGCGGCCCCAUUCGCCUGGGAGUUACGCUGAGCAAGUAACCACCGGUGGUUCUUCGGUGUUCCUGGCGGCAAAUAAAUGCACAUUGCAUGGCAAGUGGGGUGCGGUGCACAUAAGUAAAUCGGGGUGAAUUCAUCAGUGCCCUUCACUUGCUAAUGAAGGUGCCCAUAGCUGUGUUAGUGCCCCCAGACAAGGGUCAUUGUCACAGGUCACUGGGUGUUACAACAGCGCUCUCCCUGCUUACGUCAAUCUCAUGGUGGGGUGCUGUUCCAGCCGGGCCGGAAGCUCCAGGCCCAGCUCUGUCCUGGGAGAGGCGAGUUCACCCUCCCUCCAGGCCACCCGGCAGGCCCACCCGCCCUCCACGCUGUGGAGGUUCUGGGGCACUGGGGAGCACCUGGCCUGCCCAUCAGGUGUGGGUCCUGCGUGUUGUCUGAGUCCCUGAGCCCAAGGAGAGAGCGGCUUCGUGGCCACAUGGGGCCUGGCAGGUGCUGCUGCUGCUUUCACAUCUGGCCCUUGGUGUCCAGUGGAGGCGGAGGUGCCCUCCGAACAAGUCCCCUCCUCCUCCAGUGAGCAAGUGAAAGCCUUGCUGGGCCGCUUCCUGUGGGACACUUGCCUCUCCCACUGCUUCUGCCUGCUCACCACCGCUGUGGGGGCGGAGCCCGGGCAGGUGAGCAGCAGGUGCUGGCUUAUCACCUCGAGGCUUUGUGCAGGAGAGACCCUGAGGCCUUGGGAUGGGAGGGGGGUCAGCACCGUCAGCGCCUGGUGCAGUGACUCCCACGGUGAUUCAGCACAGGCUCGGGCGGGGGGUGUGGGGGGGGGCCCUUUCCCCUCCCUCUAUGCCAGUCCUGCUCCCUGCAGGUUAGAAAGAGGGGGAAUGUCAUACAAAAGGAAGACCAUGUGCCAACUUAUUUUUAUAAUCCAAGGGAGUUCCUUUACUACCAUUUUGUUGCUGGUGGGCACGCGUGGAGGGGCGCGUGUGUCCUGUCGGACAGCACAGUGGCUGAGCAGGUCUGGCUCUGGGGGCGGGAGGGGCCUGCAGGCAGCUGGGUGCCAGGCCAGCCGGCACUGCAGGGUCUGGGGAGAAGCUGUCCCAGCCGGGGCUGAGCCACAGAACAGGGUUUUUAAAUGUGUUUUUAGUUGGAGAGCUCAGAGCACAAGGGGAAUGUGGGAAAUAGAUAAAUAGAAAACGCGGCGGCAUCAGCGAGUUGUGUCAUUUCGUUUCCUGUCCUGAGGUUUUCAGAGGCUACAACAGCCAUGUUUCUCCCAUCCUUUAGCCACUGCUCAGUCGUUUAAAAGUACUUGGUGGUUCUGCAGACCCUAUUUUUAAUGUAUUAUUUUUAUAUAAAAAACAUGUGCGAUAUGCAAGACCCAUGAGAGCAGGCGGGGUUUUUAAAAGACAUAGAAGUAUGGUCUCUGCACCGGCUGGUGUCGUGGCCUUGAACUGUGGUUGGUCUCCGGCACUGCCGAGCCUUGCCGCCCGGGGUAGCGUCCUGGGGAACCGCACACGCACACUCCCCCACCCGGGCCCCCUCUCACUGUAGAAAGGGGCGCAGCCUCCGGGAUUCCUUCUCCAUCUGUUGUUGUUCACAGCUUUCGUUGGUGCGCAGGUGUUACACAAAGUGCACUUCCCACGGCGCUUAGCCGCCUGGCGUCGCAAGGGGUUCUCAGCCGCCCUCUUCCCCGCUGAGGCGAGGGCAGGCCUUUCACCGGGUGCGGGUGCGGGUGCGGCGAUGGAGGGUUCGGGUCUGUGAAAACCCCUCUGCCAAAUGCAGCCCCAGUUCUUCUGCUCCCAGAGCUGAGCCAUUUGAGACGACUGCCAAGGACAUGCAGUGAAGGUGUGACCUGGCUGCCUGUUCACUAGUGAGUGUGUGUUUAAUGUCCCAGAAGCCCGAGUUCGCUGGAGGUCGCCUCCCUGACCCGGUUAGAGUUGCUGAGGCCCUGAGUGCUGAGUUAACAACGGGAGUGGGAUGCAGCCGACACACCUGUGGCCUUGUUGCUGCACAAGCUCACCAGGUGGUCUGAGCGUCCUCAGGGCAGGCCGGGCCAGCAGAACUGGGUGCACGAUUAACUGAAAGUGUAUGAUAUAUGACUAAUAUUUCUAAUAAAUAUAUUUUGUUUCUGUCUGAUUA